AUGGAAGAAUCCCCCCCCGACCGGCCUCCCACGACCCAACAGUCGAACUUGAUCCCAAUCGCACAGCUUUCUCCCUCCCUAGAUGGGCUCGCAGAGGGCUCUGUCCAUGCAGUGGUGUCCCUGGUGUGGCCGUUCUCGUCCUCGACGCGAUCCCUCAGCCUUCUACUCUCCGAGCCGGAUUUCCGUCUGCGUCGACUCAAGGGACAGGUGAAGGUCACGUUCCAUGGCGAUGCGGCCGCAAGGGUUGCAGAGACACACGUCGGGAUCGGUGAUGAAGUGUGUAUUUUCAAUCUGAAGGAUGCGCGGUGGUCGGAGAACGAGUCCGCGGCUCAGACGCCAGGUCGAGGCAUUGCAUGGGAUCUACAUUUUGAAGAGCGCGUGUGGCUGGAGAUAUCCAGGUCGUCUAAACUCCUUGCCACGGUGCAAAUCGACGGUCCCCGCUCUCCGGCACAGCCCGCGGAAGAUGGUUUCGAAGCACUCCCCUCCACGCCGGCACGAACAGAUCUCUAUCCAGAUGGGGCGCUGGCACGCUCCUGGGUGUCUCCGGCAUUUGUGAAGUCAGCGCGGAGGUCUCUCGGCGGUGUGGUCGACUCUGCAUUCGACCCGUUCGCUGAGGAAGAUGGCUUCGUGCUCGGAAGAGGAAGAAAACGGCCUAGGCUCAGUCUCAUGAGCACGGAAUGGCGUGUUGUGGAUGGACCGGAAAGUCCUUGCGACAGGGCGGAGCCGAUCGAGUGGACGGAGGACUUGGAUGAAGAGGAAGACCUAGAGGAGGCGAUCGAUCAGGACAUUACCCCCGAGGUACCGCUCGACCGGUCGAGUGUGGAACAGCAAGAAGAGUUGGAAAUCCUGCCAGAGCCUACAGUCGAGAGAAUCAAUCCUUCUGUUGCUUGCGAGUUGGCCGAGGAGCAUCUGAAGGAGCCUUUAGACCCCUUUGUUCAGCCGCUCCCUCCAAACCGUACUGAAGCAUCUGCUACCAGACUGUCAGUGGGUGGGAUGUCUGCUCACCGACAUUUUGGAUAUUCCCUCUCACUCCCUACCGAUACUCCCCGCUUACACCCUAUCCAGUCUCCGAGUCUGCCUACUCCGUCGCCGAUGGUGACAGACCCGAACAGUCCACAGAGCUACUUUUCUGCGCCUUUCUCGUCGAAACCGUAUGUUACUAGCCAUCCACCAGCAUCAGAGGAGGCACAGGGAGAGACAGCGGUCGUCGAGGAUGUGUUGGUACAGGAGGUUACGCAAAGUACCAGCAAUGCUGUCGAUGUGGUGGAUUCAAUAACAGAGGAUGCCAUCCUUCAUCGCACAGAUUCCGUCUCAGUGACCAAUGUUGAAUCCGCGCCAACAAUGCAACAUGAGAUACUCGAGUCUCACGAGAGAAUAGUUGAUAACAGCCUGCAAGCCCAGGCCGAAGAACCUGUUGUCGAGAAUGCUGAAGGCGAUAUCGACGAGGCAUCAUCCGUCAUGGAUGCGGCCAUGGCCGAUGCACCUGAUGAAGUUAUCGAGUCAAGCGAUAAUGAGUCUGUGGUAAAAGAUAUGCCGAGAGAUUCGAGUCCUAUCGCCAACUUGGAAGAAGAAGCAUCCGGUGAUGAAGAGAUUGUCUCCGACGAGGGGAUAGAAGAGGAAGGGGUCUCGGAUAAAGAAGAAGAUGUGGAUGUGGUAGAGGUGGGCUCGGUUGAGACUGACGCUCGGGCGGAUCUUCUAGAAGAAGAGCUGGAAGAGUCGGAACCGGAUGUACUGGAAGAAACCGAAGAGGUAGAGGAGCUGGAGCUAGAGGAGGCUGAAGAGAUGGAAGAGUAUGCCGAUUCGGAUGAAAUCGUGCAAGUACCAGAGCCCACAAGCAGUAUGGCGAGACAAAUACUGCAGAGCGCGCCUCUGGAAGGCACCGAGAAAGCAGCCCGAGAAGAUACGGAAGACUCCGUCGAUGGUUCUGAGAGCGAAAUCGCCGAGGAAGAGGAUGCGAACAAGCGGCAGUUAGUGGAGGGCUACGACGACGAGGUUUCCGAAGACGAAGAGGCCCUGUACGAUGACGAGAUGUCAGAGGACACCUACCAGUCAGAGCAUGGUGAUGGAUAUACGAGCGAGAUCGAGUCCCAAUACGGGCUAGAAGCUGCCACAAGGGAAGACCGCCCUCCUGAGCUACCGGCGAAAACAGUGCAUCCCGAGGUCAUCGUCCUAGACAGCGACAGCGAAGAUGAGGCGGCUACGGCACCUCGUCCGAGUUCAUUGAAAAAAGAUGAUGAAGAUUCUUCAGAAGAGCUUGACUCGUAUGAUGAAGUCGAAGUCGACAGAGACCAAUCUCAGGAUGAAUUGGACGACCUGGAAGAUGUUGAUGAGGAGGAGGAGGAGGAGGAGCCAGAGGACGACUAUGCUGACUCACAUAUGCAGUCUGAAGAGAUGUCAGAUUCUGAGCUCCAUGCCGAGGCUCUACGGACACUAGAUGACGAUCGUAUCGUUGCUGCGAUGCGCUUCCAGCGAGCACAGCAGAGUCCACAUGAAAGUGCUUCCAGUGUGUCGGACGCCCCAGAGCAGCUGCCUCUCCAACUUGGCCCUACCCCAGUUGAUCUGGAAUCUGCCAUCGAUCCCAGCCUGCGGUACGACCAAGUACUAUCGCCUGCGGACGUUGAUGACCAGCAUGAUGUCCAACAAUCACCGGAGCCAAGGUCUCAGCAGACCAUUAAUUACCCCAUGUACGUUGACGGUGCUCGUUCGCCGUAUCCUGAGACGGAACCUGCAAGGAACGAGUUGUAUAUCAUUACUCCGGAUGGUUCUCAGGAGGCCGCAGUGACUCAGCCACCGCCAUAUAACCCAAGUGGAUUACACCUACCUGCCACACCUCAAGCCACGCAAGGUUCUCUCGAGGAAUUGCCAGCCGUGAUCAAGACCGAACUUGAUGUGAUAUCGCCCAUCACCAAGAGAGUGUUGCCCUCAACGGAAGUACCUGAUACCGAGCUCCCCGAUACAGUGGUCAAACAUGAAGAAGAAGAAGAAGAAGAAGAAGGGGAAGAAGCUCGUUCUAUGAUCGAUGCCGAUGCCGAACAACAAAGCGAGAACGAAUCUCGCACCCCAUUCGAUAAUGAAGAGCUUGGGAAUCCAGAUCGACAUGCCUCGGGCCUACGCACCCGCCUAUCAUAUUUCUCUCCACUCGCGGCGCUGAUCGACCACUUCCACUCCCCAACCGACACGAUCUCGAUCAUUUGCGAAGUCGCGCCGGUGAUUCAAGCGACAUCCGGCCGGAGGGACUACAUGCUCACACUGCAGCUGACGGACCCCUCCAUGGCCGGCACGACGUUGUCAGCGCAGAUCAGCCGGCCCUAUCGCUCUGCCAUCCCCGUCGUGGCGGAGGGUGAUGCCAUCCUUCUACGCGACUUUUCCGUGAAAAGCUUUGAUCACUCGAUGAUCCUCGUCAGCUUGGAGUCAAGCUCGUGGGCCGUCUUCUCUUCUGAACCAGAAGCAGCAACAACAGAAACGGACUUCCCGGCCAUGACGGGCCCCCCCGUCGAGUACGGCGCCGAGGAACUCGCGUACGCCACCGGUCUCCGCAAGUGGUACCAGGAAGACGGGGCGGCGAUGGUGUCGGACCGAGCCCUGCAGACGUCAAUCGAGCGGGCACAACAGGAAGAAGAAGAAGAAGAAGAAGAAGAAGAAGAAGAAGAAGAAGGGGAGAGCGAAAACGAGGAUGAGAAGGACAGUAGCCCAAUUCCGAUACCCCUUGUCAGCAGCGUUGCCUCGUCUCCCUCCCUACUAAGCGACGCAGACAGUGCAGAGCAGCAGUCCGGCGUCUCUUCUUCACGGGCGGACUCGGCACCCCUGUCGACCACCAGCGCCAGCGCGCGACGGCGCGGGAAGAAAGGCUCAUCGUCGCGGCGGAGGAUCACGAUCCACGAGCUGCGCGAUGGAACCAAGUAUGCGGAGGUAGGAUCUUCGCCCAAGGGGAGAGGGAGCAGCGUACAUGAGUUGCGUGAUGGGACGGCCUAUGCGAAUGUAUAG
Penicilliopsis zonata CBS 506.65 is the source of this 3984-nucleotide messenger RNA. RefSeq lists its product as hypothetical. Gene Ontology annotation, molecular function: DNA binding. NCBI's taxonomy places the organism in Eukaryota, Fungi, Ascomycota, Eurotiomycetes, Eurotiales, Aspergillaceae. The record is from RefSeq and is a predicted model, not a curated record. The transcript is spliced from 2 exons. Gene Ontology annotation, biological process: telomere maintenance. The coding region runs from base 1 to 3984 and encodes 1327 amino acids. Gene Ontology annotation, cellular component: chromosome, telomeric region.